This is a messenger RNA of Ostertagia ostertagi, 885 nucleotides long. The record is from the annotation of a GenBank genome assembly. Lineage: Eukaryota; Metazoa; Nematoda; Chromadorea; Rhabditida; Trichostrongylidae.
AUGGGUUUGGAGCGCAUGCAAAAUCCUCAUCACCGAGCUCGACAAAUGAAUAGCCUUGCUAGAAAGAUUGCUAUGGACGUCAAGCAGCGCACUUUCAUGCAUCAAGACGUAUGGCGUACUGUUGAACGCAUAGUACUCGGCUCAGAUAAUAUGGAGACGCAGUUCGAUCGCCUCAAGACCGUACUGUUUCCAAAUCAUGCGGACGUGUUGGUCUUACUCUCAUUGCUAGCAGAUGAGGCGGUGUUGCCGCCGGAACUACUCACAAGUCCUCUUCGUCGAGCGUAUCACGGGGCUGUUCAGAUGUUGUUAGCCAUUGAAGCGUACUGUCAUGGCACUCGUUCUCGCAGUUCGAAUACACGAAGACAAACAUUAAACGAGUCUGAGUUCUGCGAUCGUCUUGCCGACUUGCUUGGUAAUGAGCGGCCGUUGUGGAACUACAUUCGUCAGUGGCUUCCCUUGGCAUAUGAUGAAAAGGUAACUCCGGCAGAUUUCGAGUUCAUUGAUCUUUGUAAACGUUCGGAUUCGGAUGUGCUUGAAGACCGUUGUGCGGAAUGCAUUGAUGAUCUGAAUGCAGUUCUUGGAACACUUCCUCCGAAGAGAGGUGGACCUCUACAGGUAACUGGUGGCCAGUUGAACUCCCUUCAGAAUGGUGUAUAUGUUCCUAUAGUAAUUUCUAAGGAGAAGGCUAUAAAAGAAAUCCCAGCAGCUGUCGAGAAAGAAGUCCGCGAGCCGUCUUGGACUAAAGAAACCGAUAUGAUGAUCCUGAAGACUUACAAUGACGUGGAAGGAGGUGUCGAGGAUGUAGUGAAGGAAUUGGUGAGAAUGAUACCGUACUCCUCCGCAGAUAUAGAAAAAAGGCUGAAUUUCUUGAUUUCUCUAUUUUAA